Messenger RNA from [Candida] anglica, 1977 nucleotides. The record is from the annotation of a GenBank genome assembly. NCBI's taxonomy places the organism in Eukaryota, Fungi, Ascomycota, Pichiomycetes, Serinales, Debaryomycetaceae.
AUGGCAGACCCUACAAUCAACUUCCAUGUCCAAACGAGACUGACACAAUUUAAAAUCCCCACCGAACUUCUCAAGAAAAACUUCAAGGCGGUACAGAAAUUGCUAGAGAAACAAAAGAAGACCUUGGCUGAAGAGGCGACCAAGGUGGCACGGAACGAAUCACUCCCAGCCCCCAUGAGACUCCAAUUGGUCCGCAAGUUGGUACGUAGUGCCGAACAGUUCCAUCAACGACUUGUCGCAUUGGCAGCACUUGAUCGAGAAUAUCGCGAACGUUUGGUGGCGAGAAAUGCGAAACUUCAACAAUUGCGACUUUGUACCGUCAAGGGGGGCAAACAAGAUCAAAUUUUAGAUUUAAAUUCUUAUACGUUGAUCAAUUGGUAUAGAGACGAGACAAAUUUGGCAAUUGUUGAGUAUUUGAUAAGGACAUCUGGGAGUGAGUUGGAAGUGCCAGUAAAGGUGCUGGAUACUGAUGAAUUGGUAGGGGUGCUGUCAAUUGAAGAGGAGGAAAUGGAAAUUGAAAUAGCCCCUUUUCUGGGAAUCGCGCGCCCGGGGAUCGAACCGGGGAUCGCCCCCCUUCCACCGAAAAAGAGAAAGACUAUAAACAGGGGGGUGGCAAAAGUCGGUGAGGAGGGUACAUCCACCACCACCACCACCACCACCACCACCAGUGCAAGCACUGAUGGAAGCACUGGCUCUGUUAGCCUUGGUAUUGACCUUCUUAAUCAUCUCCUGCAAAAAAACCCCGAACUUUAUAAAUUAAUUGACUAUGACGUCUAUCACGAGUUCAAUCACGUGCACCGCUCGAUCCAAAGGUUCCAUACCUUGUCCCCUGUAUCAGCUUGGUUCAAUGAAAAUAAACCUUUACUCAAGAAGAUCCAUUCUAAUUUGGACUUUGAGAUUAAGUAUUGUCGUCUCCUCUCUCUCAUUGAAGAGGGGAAAGUCGGGGAAGCCAUGAGGUACUCUCAUGAGAACUUGUCGCUGUACGGCAAUAAGGACAAUUAUGAUAAGGAGAAUGACCAUCGGGCUGCUAAUCUUGAUAAGUUGAAGAGGAUAGGUGGGCUUUUAUUGUAUUUGUCGGUCAACACCACCACCACCACCACCACUAGUGGCGUAGCCAGUGGUGGUGUUGAUGCUACUACUGCAGCUGGUGCUUCCUCUACUGGUGCUUCCUCUACUGAUUCUGGAGGAGCUUGCGCCUUCGGCUCCAGCUCCCUCUCUAAUUCUGUAGCAGCUCAUUCCCCUGGCUUCCAAGAACAUCGCAAACUCCUUUCCCACGGCCGAUGGCAAUCACUCGCCCAAUGCUUUGUGGAUGACUUCACACGCUUGUACGGAAUCAGCAAGACUUACCCGUUGUUCGUCUACCUUUCGGCCGGGAUCUCCUCCCUCAAGACCAAGAGUUGUUACUGCAACUAUGAGAACACCGUGUUCGAUCGGCCAGACACCCCUGGCGGCAUUGACACUCAUCCAGCAGCAGGGGUCGCCGCCACUACUCCCGUAGCUCCUCUCAGUUCCUCUCCAGCGGGAGCCACCCUUGACAGAUCCUCUCCAGGGGACGUUGCCAGUACUUCCCCUGGUCACACUUCCCCUGGUCACACUUCCCCUGGUUACACUUCCGCUUCCACUUCCACCGGUCUGAGGUCUGCGGCGACCCCUGGUGUCGGGCCCAACGAGUACUACAAGCGCCUCCACAAGGUGAACAAUUGCCCCGUGUGCUCACCGGAGCUCUUCCAACUCGGCCAGAACUUGCCGUACGCCCAGCUCAUCACCCGCAUCUUCAACAACCCGCACGUGCUCCCCAACGGCAACAUCUACGCGUUCGACAAGCUCUUGCAGCUCGCACAGCUGCGCAACAAGCUCCACCCACAGCUGCUGCUGCUGCUGCUGCUGCUGCUGGCCAAGUUGUUCCAGACCGUCCAGGACCCCUUGACCAAGGAGGAGUUCCUCGUUGACGACUGUGUUCGUGUUUACGCGGCCUAG